Messenger RNA from Solanum verrucosum, 799 nucleotides. Its product is annotated as DNA-directed RNA polymerases II and IV subunit 5A-like. Lineage: Eukaryota; Viridiplantae; Streptophyta; Magnoliopsida; Solanales; Solanaceae. Gene Ontology annotation, biological process: DNA-templated transcription. Gene Ontology annotation, molecular function: DNA-directed RNA polymerase activity; DNA binding. Gene Ontology annotation, cellular component: RNA polymerase III complex; RNA polymerase II, core complex; RNA polymerase I complex. The transcript is spliced from 4 exons. The record is from RefSeq and is a predicted model, not a curated record. The coding region runs from base 107 to 727 and encodes 206 amino acids.
GUCUGAUGCAUUCAGUGUUCACUGGUCAGAGUAUUAGCUGCAACUAGGACUUCUACCAAAUUCUUUACCAUAAUAAUUUGUUUGUUUUGAAUUUAGUAGCACAAAGAUGACUUUAUCAGAGGAGGAGCUCUCAAGACUUUUCAGAGUUCGUAAGACACUGAUGGAAAUGUUGUCUGAUAGGGGCUACCUUGUUGGAGAUUUUGAGAUAAAUAUGUCAAAAUAUGAGUUCCUUCAGAAGUAUGGUGAGAACAUGAAGAGAGAAGACCUUGUACUUCAGAAAGCCAAACGUAACAACAGUUCUGAUCAAAUAUAUGUGUUCUUUCCGGAGGAGCCAAAGGUUGGUGUUAAGACCGUGAAAACUUAUACAGAGCGCAUGAAAAAAGAAGAUGUCUUCCAAGCAAUCCUGAUUGUACAACAAAAUUUGACUCCCUUCGCUCGUACCUGCAUAAGUGAAAUAUCUACAAAGUUCCACUUGGAGGUUUUCCAGGAGGCAGAGAUGUUGGUAAACAUAAAAAACCAUGUUCUAAUUCCUGAGCACCAAACACUUACUCCUGAAGAAAAGAAGACCUUGUUGGAAAGAUAUACUGUGAAAGAAACUCAGCUUCCUCGGAUUCAGAUCACCGACCCAAUUGCUAGAUAUUACGGGCUAAAACGUGGCCAAGUCGUGAAAAUUAUUAGACCAAGUGAGACUGCAGGGCGUUAUGUUACUUACCGAUAUGUGGUCUGAACUAGUUUUUGAUGUUUUCACCGGUUGAAAGGUAAACAGUGGAUAGAAGAGACAAGUAGUGUAGUUGUUAGU